Messenger RNA from Dothidotthia symphoricarpi CBS 119687, 1366 nucleotides. Its product is annotated as FMN-linked oxidoreductase. The record is from RefSeq and is a predicted model, not a curated record. Gene Ontology annotation, cellular component: cytoplasm. The transcript has a single exon. The coding region runs from base 165 to 1196 and encodes 343 amino acids. Gene Ontology annotation, biological process: 'de novo' pyrimidine nucleobase biosynthetic process; pyrimidine nucleotide biosynthetic process. Gene Ontology annotation, molecular function: dihydroorotate dehydrogenase activity. NCBI's taxonomy places the organism in Eukaryota, Fungi, Ascomycota, Dothideomycetes, Pleosporales, Dothidotthiaceae.
CUGGUACUCGCUAUUCUAGUCGUCUCUCAAAUCUUCAUGAAGUUCAACACCAGAAUACAACUAGAGUCAUAACGGCAUUUGCCCAGGCCCACCCGCUCGCCAAUCCUCCACAUCUUCCACCCCAAUUGUCGUAAUCCAUCUAAAUAUCCUCAACCCUCCCAAGAAUGGCACCCCUAAACAUCAACCCCCCACUACUAAACUCCGCCAACCCAUGGUGCACCAGCCUCGAACAGCUUCAGGAGCUAUACUCGCAUCCCCAAACCGGCGCCGUCACCACCCGAACCUCACUCUUGGAAGGCUUCCCCCACGACCCCAGCAUCCACCAAUUUACCUUCUACAACCCCACCACGCACUCCACCUCCCCACCAAACGCAGACCAAGCAGGCCAAGCAGACGAAACAGGAAGUCUGAACACGCUGGGCUACAGUCCCCUCCCCCUCGCCAAAUAUCUCAGCUUCGUCCAGACGAUCAGCGAUGCCCUCCCCGCAGCGACAAGUAACAAGCCCUUCAUAAUCUCCGUAACCGGCUCAGCAGACGACGUCGUAGCCUGCUACCGCCAGAUCGCACAUCAUCAACGGGCCGUGAAAAUGCCGCUAGCCAUGGAAGUCAACCUCUCCUGCCCGAACAUCAAAAGCAAACCACCGCCCGCGUACUCCAGCGCAGCGCAGCUCACAUACCUCACGGCCCUCAAGACAGAUAUACUCAAACAAGCGGAUGCGGAAAGGAUUCCAGUUGGCAUCAAAACCCCCCCGUUUACGUACCACGAUCAGUUCCAGGCCCUGAUCACCGCGUUGCUGGACAGUGCUAGGGACGGACCCUGUCCGAUUGGUUUCAUCACCGCGACGAAUACGCUCGGCUCGUCGUUACUCCUCGGUCCGCAGGGUGCUACGUCUACUUCCGUGGAUUCGUUGCAGCGUGUGCUGGAGAGUGCUGCGGGGACGGGGAUAGGGGGGCUGGCGGGAGCGCCAUUACACCCCCUGGCGUUGGGGAAUGUGUACUCGAUUAGGCAGUUGCUGGACCAACACGAGGAGUUGAAAAGUAUACAGAUUAUCGGUGUAGGAGGCGUGGAGGAGAAAGAAGGGUAUCGUAGGAUGAGGGCUGUUGGAGCGGCGGCUGUGGGCGUGGGCACGGCGUUGGGGAGGAAGGGCGUCAAGGUGUUUGAGGAGAUAGGGAAAGCGGCGGAGAAGGAGGAGUAGUAAUAGAGAAGUGGGACAAAGAUGAGGGAACGAGGAUAUACCCCUUGGAUUAUAAAGUAUGCUGUGGUAUCACAUACUACUACACGUGUAAUUCUCAAAUAUCAUCUGUCUGCUAAAGGAUUAAAGUACACUGUGAUUAGCCGGCUACAUGGUUGGCAAGACCAUGUAGC